AAUACUACGAUGGCUAUAGAAAGCAGUGGGCAUGCAACAUCUGAUCCGUCAAUAUUAGAGAAUGUAUGGGCCAACUUCAUUGGUGGAGAGGAAGCUGGUAAAACAAGUACUAGAAAUGAAGUGGAAUCAACGUCGAAAUCAUGGGUAGAACUGCCAAGCCUGGAUGGGAGAGAGGGUUUGCGAAGGCUACCAAGUCUUGGGAGGUGGAUAUCAAUGGGAGCUGAUGCAUGGGAUGAUCUUCUCCAUGGGAUUAUCCCUUUUGGGGAAUUAAAUCAAUCAUUUAAUGGUGAAACAAGCAAAGACAUAAGCCCUCCUCGAGGGUUUAAAGUGACUAAUAACUGUAUGAGAGCAGAGAAGGUGACAACGAGACACUACCGAGGAGUGAGGAGGCGGCCUUGGGGAAAGUAUGCAGCGGAGAUAAGGGACUCGUCGAGGAAAGGAUCUCGUGUUUGGCUUGGGACUUUUGAAACUGCCGAGGAAGCAGCUAUGGCAUACGACAAAGCUGCCUUGAGAAUUAGAGGCCCCAAAGCAUAUCUCAACUUCCCAUUAGAGAUAGUGUCUAAGGCUAUGGGUAUUGACGACACAAAAACCGACAUCAACUCUGGAACUUGUCAAUAUAAAGACCGUGCUUGUACAGGUUUCAAAAGAGAGUGUAGAGAUUGGGAUCAAAACAGUGAGUAUGUGAUGAUUGAAGAGCCUAAACUAAAAAGAAUGGCAACUGUGGAACAAGUGAUGGAGGACGGAUAUGGUGAUGUUUUUGAGUUUCAGGAUUUGGGGAGUGAUUAUUUGGAGAGUUUGCUGUCUUCUUUUUGACAGAAUUUGGAGUGAUUCAUGGUCAUACGUUGAACCGCAUGCCUUAUUUGUUGUCAGGGAUGCAUGUAUUAUAUUAGUAUCAGUCUAGGUUUUUAUUGCUAUAUACAUUCAUUACAUAUGACAAAACAACAGAAUUUUCAGUUUCAUAGGUUGUUUCUUUGACGAAUACUGUGAUUCUUAUCAAAGAGAUAGGAUUAACUUUAAUUGUUUGUUAUAGAAAUGAAAUGCAACAUAAUUUCUUUCUUUUAA
Molecule: messenger RNA, 1062 nt
Organism: Gossypium raimondii (Peruvian cotton)
Lineage: Eukaryota; Viridiplantae; Streptophyta; Magnoliopsida; Malvales; Malvaceae
Product: ethylene-response factor C3
Exons: 1
Coding region: 10-813 (267 amino acids)
Biological process (GO): regulation of DNA-templated transcription; ethylene-activated signaling pathway
Molecular function (GO): DNA-binding transcription factor activity; DNA binding
Source: RefSeq, a predicted model, not a curated record